UCCAAGCGUGUCCGAGUUUCAAUUAAUCAUCGAAGUUGGAAAUACAAAUCAAAUAAUGAAGAAUAUAUUCAUUAUGUUUAGUGCACUUCUUGUUUUUAUUUCAACUCCAGUUACACCAAGUCUGAGUAAAUCGGAUUAUGGAAAAGAAUUUUUGGCUCUCUCUCAAAUUUUGCAUAAUACUUGCAUUAAAGCAUCAGGAACUACUCAAGAAAUGAUUGAUAAAGUUUCAGCUGGAGAAUUUCUUGACGAGGCAAAAAUCAAAAAAUACGUUUCCUGUGUAUGGCUUGAAUCUACCAUAAUAGGUAAAAACGGUGAGCUGAAUAUCGAAUUGGGGGCAAAAUUGUGUCCACCCAAAGUGAAAUCUUCAUUUCCGAAAGAUGUCGAGGAAUGUUGGGCCAAAUCAGGUAAAGUCACACCUUUAGAGGACAGAAUAUACGAUAUGGUGAAAUGUACUUACCAGAAGAAUCCCAAUAACUUCAUAAUGUUUUAACUAUACUAUGGACCAUACCUACCUAUUGAGGAAUGCGGCUAUAGUUCACGAUAUGUUACAUAAUUAUAUAUUAUAUGCGAUGAUAUAUCUGUAGUCAGGGAUUUUAUACAAUGCCGGAUUGAAAAUGAAUAAGUAAAAUGUCUGAAAACAAAAA
Phaedon cochleariae (mustard beetle) is the source of this 644-nucleotide messenger RNA. NCBI's taxonomy places the organism in Eukaryota, Metazoa, Arthropoda, Insecta, Coleoptera, Chrysomelidae. The record is from the annotation of a GenBank genome assembly.